AUGAAAUACCUAACCACUGCUACCUUCAAGUUCAACCUAAAUGGUCAUUCUUUGGGGCAUGUGGUUCCCUCUAGGGGAAUUAGGCAAGGAAACCCUCUUUCGCCGUAUCUCUUCCUUCUUUGCUCUAAGGGUCUUUCAUCUAUUUUAAAGCACGAUGAGCUCACUAAAGAUGCUUUUGGUCUAAAACUUACUCGCACUGCACCAAAGAUUUCUCAUCUCCUCUUCGCUGAUGAUAGCCUUCUAUUUUGUAGAUCGAAUAUCCAAGCUUGCAAUGCUAUCAAAGAGGCCCUAGCCCAGUAUCAGAAUACAUCAGGGCAACUUAUCAAAAAGUCAUUCCUUCAACCCCCUCAAGAACGGAAUUUGGUCUUAUCUGUCAAAAUGGCAAGUUUUGUUGAGAAAGAAAUGGCUAAUUUUUGGUGGGGUGCUAAGGAUGGAGAACGAAAACUUCAUUGGAAAUAUUGGAGAUCCCUUUGCAAUUCAAAGAGCAUAGGAGGACUAGGGUUCAGAUCGCUGAAACCUUUCAACAAAGCCAUGCUUGCUAAACAAGCAUGGAGAAUCCAAACAAACCAAUCAUCCUUCCUUGCUACACUAUUCAAGGCCAAAUACUUUCCUCGGUCUACUUUUUUGGAAUCCUCCUUAGGCCACUCGCCUUCAUAUGUUUGGCAGAGCUUACAUUGGGGUAAGUCCCUUCUAAAAGUUGGUCUCUGUAAAAGAAUUGGUAAUGGAGAUACCACUAAAAUUCUAGAAGACUAUUGGAUUCUGAAUUGUCGUUUUCUCCCCAUCUCCCUCCCAAGUCAUCUUACCCAUGUCUCUGAUCUACUAGUCUCAAAUGGUGACUGGAACAUCCCCCUUCUCCACAGACACUUCCCGCAGGACAUUAUCAGUGAGAUCCUCUCUCUCCCCCUCCUAAUAAUAGCAGAGUUGACACUUACUUUUGGCAGCACACCCCCUCGGGCCAUUACUCAGUCAAAACCGGUUAUCAUGUUGCAAAAACCUCCACAUACAUAG
Messenger RNA from Cannabis sativa, 1008 nucleotides. RefSeq lists its product as uncharacterized. The record is from RefSeq and is a predicted model, not a curated record. The transcript has 3 exons. NCBI's taxonomy places the organism in Eukaryota, Viridiplantae, Streptophyta, Magnoliopsida, Rosales, Cannabaceae. Bases 1 to 1008 code for a protein of 335 amino acids.